Ceratosolen solmsi marchali is the source of this 1108-nucleotide messenger RNA. RefSeq names its product O-acetyl-ADP-ribose deacetylase MACROD2. Gene Ontology annotation, cellular component: nucleoplasm. Gene Ontology annotation, biological process: peptidyl-glutamate ADP-deribosylation; purine nucleoside metabolic process; DNA damage response. The record is from RefSeq and is a predicted model, not a curated record. NCBI's taxonomy places the organism in Eukaryota, Metazoa, Arthropoda, Insecta, Hymenoptera, Agaonidae. Gene Ontology annotation, molecular function: ADP-ribosylglutamate-[protein] hydrolase activity. The coding region runs from base 275 to 970 and encodes 231 amino acids. The transcript has 6 exons.
GUACUAAUUUUUCGCGCAGUCAACUGUUCACUCACAAAUAAAUAAUUCCAUUUUAGUUGUAAUAUAAAGCAGGCAUAUAGAAAUAUGUAAAUACAAUCACAUUAUAAAUCUUAUCAGGAAUUAUUAAGAAUAAAAUUACAAAAUCUCAUUGCUCGAUUCCAGAAUUAUAAUCGAGGCAGUAUAUUCAAUUAAAAGGUUUUUAAGCUUUAGAAACUCUUUUGGAUUAUAUAUAAACAAAAGGUUUUUUGAAUCAAGAGCCAACAACAAUAGAAGGAUGGCGUUUGAAGCUGAAAAAAAAAAAUAUCUGUCAAUGUCACUGAAUGAGAGGAGACAACUUUAUAAGGGAACUCCAAAGACUAUCGAGCAAAUAUUGACAUGGCCAGAUUACUUUGAAACACAUAAAUUAACUAUGGCUAAACUUUCACCAGAAGAAAGUGUAGAAAAAGUGAGUAAAGGAUUAGCUGAUAAAAUAUCAAUUUGGGGAGGUGAUAUAUGUCAGCUGGAGGUCGAUGUAAUUGUCAAUGCCGCAAAUACGUUUCUCUGCGUAGGUGGAGGAGUUGAUGGAGCCAUUCAUAAAGCAGCAGGACCAUAUUUACAAAAAGAGUGUACAACUUUAGGUGGUUGUCGAAUUGGAGAAGCUAAAUUAACCGGGGGCUACAGAUUGCCAGCUAAAUAUGUAAUACAAACUGUGGGACCGCGAGAAGAAAUACCCGAGAAUCUACAGGACUGCUACAAAAACAGUCUUGACUUGGCACAACGCAAUGGUCUUCGUUCAAUUGCAUUUCCUUGCAUAGCAACAGGAAUAUAUGGCUAUCCACCGAAGGCCGCAGCAACGAUAGCAUUAAGCACUGUUAAAAAAUUCUUGUUAGAAAAUCCAGAUAUAAUACACCGAGUGAUAUUUUGUCUUUACAUGAAAAAUGACAUAGAUAUCUACGAAGAGCUGCUGCAAAAAUAUUAUGCACUCGAAUAAUUGGAGUCUCUUCUAAAUUCGUCUAAUUGAGCUGAUUAUGAAAUUACAGAAUUUGAAAACAAACUUAUUUGUAGUUUUAUUUUUUUUUAUACUUGUGGUACUGACGUAAUGAACUAAUAAACACCUUCUCACAUUCAA